AGUUCUACAUGAGAGAGAGCAGGGUUUGGGGUCAAAAUCUUACCCUACUGGCCAUCAGGCAAAGCUGUUGGCAUCAUAGCUAUAGUUAUCAUUAGCAAAGCCUAUAAGGAGAGUUGCUUAGUCUCCCGGAUGCCAAUCUCCUGACACAAAAAAUAAGCCAUUCUCUUCCUGAUUGUAGCAGCACCAAUGCCACAGAGCUGCAAAACUCUCACCUCUGGAGAAUGGGUCUGAGGUGUCCAUCACGGUGGUAGAUUGUAAGGAAGGAAUCUUUCUAAACUGUUUCUCUCUGGUCUUGCCAUGGCUCCCACAGGACUUCACCAUGACCCUGUACCUACGGCAUUAUUGGAAGGAUGAGAGGCUGGCCUUUCCCAGCACCAGCAACAAGAGCAUGACCUUCGAUGGCCGGCUGGUAAAGAAGAUCUGGGUCCCUGACGUCUUCUUUGUUCACUCCAAAAGGUCAUUCACCCAUGAUACUACCACUGACAACAUCAUGCUGAGGGUUUUUCCAGAUGGCCAUGUGCUGUACAGCAUGAGGAUUACGGUCACCGCUAUGUGCAACAUGGACUUCAGCCACUUUCCCCUGGACUCGCAAACCUGCUCAUUGGAGCUGGAAAGCUAUGCAUACACAGAUGAAGAUCUGAUGCUGUAUUGGAAGAAUGGGGACGAGUCGCUGAAAACAGAUGAGAAGAUCUCCCUGUCUCAGUUUCUGAUCCAGAAGUUUCACACCACUUCCAGACUGGCCUUCUACAGCAGCACGGGCUGGUACAACCGUCUGUACAUUAACUUCACUCUGCGUCGCCACAUCUUCUUCUUUUUGCUCCAAACCUAUUUCCCUGCCACCCUGAUGGUCAUGCUGUCCUGGGUAUCCUUCUGGAUCGACCGGAGAGCUGUGCCUGCUAGAGUUUCACUGGGUAUCACCACGGUGCUGACCAUGUCCACCAUCAUUACGGGUGUGAAUGCCUCCAUGCCCCGUGUCUCCUACAUCAAGGCCGUGGACAUCUACCUCUGGGUCAGCUUCGUGUUUGUGUUCCUCUCGGUGCUGGAGUAUGCAGCUGUCAACUACCUGACAACGGUGCAGGAGUGGAAGGAACGGAAGCUGCAGGAUAAGUUCCCAUGCACGUGUGGAAUGCUUCACUCAAGAACCAUGAUGCUGGAUGGAAGCUACAGUGAGUCUGAGGCCAACAGCCUGGCUGGGUACCCAAGAAGCCAUAUUUUGACAGAAGAAGAAAGGCAAGACAAAAUAGUGGUCCACCUGGCCCUGAGCAAUGAAUCCAACUCCUCCAGGAAGAAGGGGCUUCUGAAGGGCCAGAUGGGUCUUUGCAUAUUCCAGAACACUCAUGCCAUUGACAAAUACUCCAGGAUGAUAUUCCCUGCCUCCUUCAUAUUUUUCAAUUUAAUUUAUUGGUCAGUGUUUUCCUAG
Loxodonta africana (African savanna elephant) is the source of this 1420-nucleotide messenger RNA. Its product is annotated as gamma-aminobutyric acid type A receptor subunit rho2. Gene Ontology annotation, molecular function: neurotransmitter receptor activity; chloride channel activity; extracellular ligand-gated monoatomic ion channel activity. The coding region runs from base 320 to 1420 and encodes 366 amino acids. Gene Ontology annotation, cellular component: neuron projection; synapse; plasma membrane. The record is from RefSeq and is a predicted model, not a curated record. The transcript has 6 exons. Lineage: Eukaryota; Metazoa; Chordata; Mammalia; Proboscidea; Elephantidae. Gene Ontology annotation, biological process: chemical synaptic transmission; nervous system process; regulation of membrane potential.